AUGGCUGCUGACUGGUCCGUCUCCCUCAAUGAGCAAGUUGAGCAUUCGUUGAAUGUCGACCUGGUUCACACUCUGAGCCACGGAAGUGUUGUCUGCUGUGUCAGGUUUAGCCACGAUGGCAAAUACCUCGCCACAGGCUGCAACAAAACGGCACAUAUUUACGAUGUUGCUACUGGCAAGACCCUGUGCGAGUUCCACCAUGGGGCUGCCGAUGACGAUGAAGACAUGUACGUCAGAGGUGUGUCCUUCAGCCCGGAGGGCAAGUAUCUAGCCACCAGCGGCGAGGAUGGGCUUGUGCGCGUCUGGGACGUCGAGAGUCAAACGAUCAAACACACCUUGUCAGGCCACAAGAACGACAUUUAUAGUCUUGAUAAUGCCCACGAUGGCCGAACCAUUGCCUCUGGUGGCGGUGACAAGACCGUUCGGCUGUGGGACAUCGAGACUGGUGCUGCCACGCACACCUUUUCUGCCGAAGCAGGCGUCACCUCGGUUGCCAUAUCUCCUGACUCGGCUUAUGUAGCAGCAGGCUCACUGGACGAUAGUAUACGCGUAUGGUCUAUUGAGCAGGGCACUCUAGUCGAUCAUUUGAAGGGCACAGAAGGGCACAAGGACAGUGUCUACUCCGUGGCAUUUACUUCUGAUGGCAAGCAUCUUGUUUCUGCUAGUUUGGACAAGACUGCUAAACUUUGGGGGCUCUCCUCAACCCUGGUUGGCGGUCCUACCCGAGAAGGUAGGUGUCUGAAGACCUUCAACGGUCAUGAUGAUUUGGUCUUGUCCGCCGCACUCACCCGUGACAAUGCAUGGGUCAUAUCUGGGUCAAAAGAUCGGAGCGCAAGAUUUUGGGACGCAGGCACGGGGCGAGCCCAGCUUAAGGUUGAGGGACACGAUAAAACGGUCAUUUCUGUGGCGACUAACCCCACGGGAAACUUCUUCGCAACAGGGUCUGGUGACGGCAGGGCUCGUAUCUGGUCUUACGAGCCUGCAAAUCAGUGA
This is a messenger RNA of Clonostachys rhizophaga, 993 nucleotides long. The record is from the annotation of a GenBank genome assembly. Lineage: Eukaryota; Fungi; Ascomycota; Sordariomycetes; Hypocreales; Bionectriaceae.